UGCUGGGGCUCCGCCGCGGGGAGGAGGACGCUGAGCAGGCGCUGAGCCGCGCAGCGCUGCGGGGGAGGCGCCCGCGCCGACGCGGGGCCCAUGGCCAGGACCACCAGCCAGCUGAUACUUGCAGAGACAAGGUAGUCCUCCCUGAACCCUGGGUGGAAAGGAGUGGUAGAAACAGCUUGGGGAGCCCCACACAGAGAGCUGAUGGGCAGCUUGUGGACUGUACUGCAGUAUGACGCCGUUCCCAUUCAGUCCAGUGUGGUGUUAUGUGCCUGCCCGUCUCCAUCAAUGGUGAGGACCCAGACUGAAUCUGGCUCGGCCACUGGCAUUCCUAGCAGUGGCAGCAGGCAGGGCCCCACUAUGGACGGCACUACAGCUGAGGCCCGGCCAAGCACCAACCCUCUGCAGCACACUGCCCAGCCACCACAGCCACGUAAGAAACGGCCUGAAGACUUCAAGUUUGGGAAAAUUCUUGGCGAGGGCUCUUUUUCAACAGUUGUCUUGGCCCGAGAACUGGCUACCUCCAGAGAAUAUGCCAUUAAAAUUCUGGAGAAGCGUCAUAUUAUUAAAGAGAACAAGGUCCCAUAUGUAACCAGAGAGCGAGAUGUGAUGUCGCGCCUGGACCAUCCCUUCUUCGUUAAGCUUUACUUCACAUUUCAGGAUGAUGAAAAGCUGUAUUUUGGCCUUAGUUAUGCCAAAAAUGGAGAACUGCUUAAGUAUAUCCGCAAAAUCGGUUCAUUUGAUGAGACUUGUACCCGAUUUUACACAGCUGAGAUCGUGUCUGCUCUAGAGUACUUGCAUGGCAAGGGCAUCAUUCACAGGGACCUUAAACCAGAAAACAUUUUGUUAAAUGAAGACAUGCACAUCCAGAUCACAGAUUUUGGAACAGCAAAAGUUUUGUCUCCAGAGAGCAAACAAGCCAGGGCUAACUCAUUUGUAGGAACAGCGCAGUAUGUUUCUCCAGAGCUGCUCACAGAGAAGUCGGCCUGUAAGAGUUCAGACCUUUGGGCUCUUGGAUGCAUAAUAUACCAGCUUGUGGCAGGACUCCCACCAUUUCGAGCCGGAAAUGAAUAUCUUAUAUUUCAGAAGAUCAUUAAGUUGGAAUAUGACUUCCCAGAAAAAUUCUUCCCUAAGGCAAGAGACCUUGUGGAAAAACUCUUGGUUUUAGAUGCCACAAAGCGGUUAGGCUGUGAAGAGAUGGAAGGGUAUGAACCUCUCAAAGCUCAUCCAUUCUUUGAGUCCAUCACAUGGGAGAAUCUGCACCAGCAGACGCCUCCGAAGCUCACAGCUUACUUGCCAGCCAUGUCAGAGGACGACGAGGACUGCUAUGGCAAUUAUGACAAUCUCCUGAGCCAGUUUGGCUGCAUGCAGGUGUCCUCCUCUUCCUCCUCCCACUCCUUGUCUGUGGCGGAUGCAGGCCUACCCCACAGGUCAGGCAGCAACAUAGAGCAGUACAUCCACGAUUUGGACACUAACUCUUUUGAACUGGACUUACAGUUUUCUGAAGAUGAGAAGAGGUUAUUACUGGAGAAGCAAGCCGGUGGAAAUCCUUGGCACCAAUUUGUAGAAAAUAAUCUAAUACUAAAAAUGGGUCCAGUGGAUAAGCGAAAGGGUUUAUUUGCACGACGACGACAGUUGCUGCUCACAGAAGGGCCACAUUUAUAUUAUGUCGAUCCUGUCAACAAAGUUCUGAAAGGUGAAAUACCAUGGUCACAAGAACUACGACCAGAAGCCAAGAAUUUUAAAACUUUCUUUGUUCACACGCCUAACAGGACAUAUUACCUGAUGGAUCCAAGUGGAAAUGCUCACAAGUGGUGCAGAAAGAUCCAGGAGGUUUGGAGGCAGCGAUACCAGAGCCACCCAGAUGCCGCUGUGCAGUGACAUAGCCUGCGGCCGAGCUGCCCUUCGCUGCCAGGACACCUGCCCCAGCGCGGCUCGGCCGCCACCCGGGACACUUCCAGACCACCUGCCAGCCAUCUCAAGGAGAACACAGACAGCGGAAACCUUGCAGCUUUUUUAUUUAAAAGAAAAGAAGAAAAAAAUUACCCAAUCACAUAAAGAACAAAACCAAUAACAAACAGGAAUUCAGGGUCGCUUUGCUUGCUCUCUGUGCUUUGUGGAGGCUUCCAUGUGCUCUUGAGGCCGUGGAGACCCAGCCUCUUGCACGGCAGCCCAGCUCCUGCCCAGACCAGUGGCUAGACUUGGUGUCACCAGCCCCUUCUAGUAUCCAUCAGAACCAUGUGCCUGCCAUGCACCACUCCUGCUGUGGUCCAGGGACUGGCUCUUUCUGCCCACCCCCACGGUCACAGAAUGCUUCACCAGGGAGCCUCUGUGCGCUGUGCUGGGGACAGGGCUCUUAGUUUGUGAGCGUGCUCCCUUCCUUAUGUUCCUCUGCAUGGCCCUGGAGGUGUAGCCUGGUCCCUUGUGUCUCCUACUGUGGCUUGGGUGACAGGAUUUCUGUGGUCCUUACUAUCUGGCAGGCAGACUGUGAGGUGAAGAGUAGGCACAGCUGUGGAGAUGACAUGCAGAGCAGGCUGCUGCAGUUACAGGGAGCCCUCCCAGGGCUCAGCUUCAUGUCCCACCUCUAAGCAGUGUCCUUCAGUGGGGCUGGAUGCUGAGCCAAGCACAUGCUUGGGAGGGACACUGUCUGGUGGAAACAAGGUUAGCACCCAGUUGCGUUGUUGCUAGAUACACAUAACACUGUCCUGUAAGACCAGGAAGUACCACAGAAGCCUCAGGGCAUCCUGAGAUUCUCUGGAAGGUUUUAAAUGUGCAGGCUGCCUGCCCACCCAAUGAGAUCAGACUUGAGAGAAUCCUGGUGUCAGCAGCCCCAGGGUACUUCAGUCCCCUGCCCAGCCUCAUACUUCCCUGUUCAUGUUGUGGCUUCUCAGAGCUAGCUCAGUUUUUACAUCUCUAUUGGAAAUCUAAAAGCCUUCUCACGUUGCCUGGUGACUUGGCCAAUAAGGGUGGAACUCUGCGUAGAAAAAAGUGUUAUCCACUGUUGCCUGGGACAUUAGAACAGCCCACUUAAGCCUGAGUCUGUCUGGUCUGGUAUCCUCUGCCAGUUUUAGGGCCACUUUCCUUUGAUGCUUUGGUGGCAGUGCUUUGCUUUGUGUUAAAAGACCAGAAUGUAUCAGUCCCUUGCUUUGCUUUGCCGCUCCCAGGCACAGUGCUCCUGAGGGUCUCAACUGUGCCUCUCCUUGCCUUGAUUGUCCCUAAAGGGUGAUUUUCAGUCUCUGGGGAAGAAGAGCAGGCACCUGCCUUUGCAGUCUGCUCACAGACACCAUUUGACUCCCGUGUCCCCAAGGCAGGAACAACUUUGCCAUUUCUGUAGACCUUCACAAAGGCACCAACAAAAGGCCCACAGAAAAAGUACCCCCCCACCCCACAUGACCAUCCAUCACCUGGUGUGCCAGGCCAGUCCAAACUGAGAGGAAAAAUUUUUUCCAAACUUGUUUUAAUAUAUAUUUUUUUUUAGAUGUAGAUGGACACAAUACCUUUAUUUUAUUUGUUUAUUCUUAUGUGGUGCUGAGGUUUGCACUCAGUGCCUCACACAUGCCAGGGAAGCACUCUACCACUGAGCUACAACUCCAGCCCCCUCCCAAACUGUUUUAAUGAUAAGAGUGGUUCUUUUUAAACUGAGAGGAAGUGCACAUGUGGGGCUGACUAGUGCCAGAGUGGAACAGAAGUAUUCCCCAGGACUUGACAGUCGUUUCUGUGAGAGCUUAUGUGUGAGUGAGAGUGUGUCAAAGUCUCACCUGUCUUUUGGGAGCCCCAGGGAGCUGGGCACAGGCCAGGCCUCCUCUCUUAAAGGCUUGCUUAUGUUAGGUGAGUCUCACUUGGCUGUUUCUUUCUUGGAGUCCUGUGCAGACUCACUCCCCUUGUUAUGGUUUUUCCCUCUUCAGAAUGUCCUGCAUCACAGGCUUGACUCCCUGACUCUCCUGCCUGGGCACACACAUGCAGAGAAGAUGUCCCUCGGGGCAUUUGGUACAGGGGAACAAGUAGGACUGAGACUUGGCUGAAUAAGAGAGCCUGGCCAAUCAUGGGCAGAUAAGAAAUCUUCUUUUGCCUCCGCCCUCUGGAGAGCACCACUACCUCUGGGCUUCACCAACAAGCGCCAUCCCAACCUCCUCUACCACAUGGCUGAGGGCCAAGACAGUGCCACACCUUCCCCUGUUUCCCUUGCUCCUUGCUUGCUGUCCCCUUUUUCCCUUGCUCUUUUGUUUAAGCCCUAUGCACACUGUUCUUUAGCCCUGACUUAUGUCAGUUUCAGCAUGCAUGUGGACAUGCGUAUGUGGAGACACAGUGGGGGCAGCCCAGGUGAGAAAAUAGUGCCCUGCUGCUGAAUAGAUCCAGGAGCCAUGUGUCCCACUACAGACCAGUAAGGACAAGUGCAAAUGCCAAGACCAUCUUUCUGUGGCCUCUCCCAGCCCAGAGGGGCAGCAGACUGUGGUGGCCAUGUCUCACACAGCUCACUGUGCCCUGCCUUCUCUGGGGAUGCAGAGGAAGCCAGGUUUGGAUAGGUUUUUUCUCUGGUGCCAGCCAGGGCAGUGGGCAUCCCUGUGUGGAGCUCUUAAGCCUCUUUAUCCUAGGGAGUGGCACUGUGGUGUGUCUACCAUUCUCAAUCUUAGCUUCCUAGAGGCUUGUUAGAAAUUUGCUUUGAGAAAGAUGGCUCAUGUUGUCAGUCCAAAGCUAGCAGGAACUGCACCUGCUCCAGUGCUCCUGGUCUACUGUGGUAUCUAUAGUCCAUGCUGGUAGGACUCAGCCCCGUGGCAUAGAUCCACACACACCAGCCCAAGCCCUCCAGGUGAUUCUGUGCUUUCUUAAAAAGUAGUAUUUACAUUCUGAAAAAAGUCAACUAGGCUCUCCACCAGAGGCCACUGUGAGCAUUUUCAUCUAGAUUCUGGCCCCUCUUCCAUUUAUUUGCUUUUCAAACUAAGCUGGAACAUACAGCGUGCAUCAUUUUGCAUCCAUCUUUUUUAUUUGAUAUUUUAUCUGAAGCACUUUACCAUGUCAUGAGCAGUUCUUCAAAAGCAUGUUUUAAUGAUUGUAGAGUCUGAUGGUCAUACAUUUUAUGAAAAUUCAUCUAUUUCCCUAUUGUAAAAGAGUUGGGUGGUUUCUGGUUUUUCACUAUUUAAAUAAUGCUGUGGUGAAUGUCCUUAUAAAUCUUGUUAUUUUUGACCCUGAUCUUUCCCCCUUAGAUGCCUGCAAGUAUUAUUUUGGGGUCAAAGAGUUUGUUCAUUUCACAUGUAAUUCCUCCCACUUGGUCUGAUGCUCUGAUGCUCUGAGAUUCAGUAACAGCCUCUUCCUGGUACAGAUUCUGAGAAAUCAGUUUUUGCUAAGCUGUGUGUUCCAAAUAAUGUUGAAUAUGACUGCUCUUUUUUCUUUUUUUAAUGCUAAAAUGAUGUCAUUCCUGCAGAUCCAUUUGUGACAGAUUUUUCCAAGAGCCAAUUUCCUUAUUUUCAUUGCAAGAAUCUGGUCAUGCUUGCAUGUUAGUUCUCUUCCAUUCCUGCUGCUAUAGCUUCCAAGUGCUUGGUGAUGUUUUAAGAAUCUUUUACUUUGUGUCUAUAAUGGUACUGAAUCUGCUUCUGCACAGUCAGCAGAGAUAAAGUGUUGAACUGAUCUUGCCACGUGCUUAGUGAUUUGUACUUAAAGUUUAUAGACUCUGUAAGUACACUGGGCCAUUUGGGAUCGCUAACAGAGCAAAGCUGUAUUUGAAAACAAAACCUUGUAGAUGAUUGGGUUUUACAAGAGUGCAUUUGUGUCCCCCACCCCCACCCCCCAUUAGAAGUUCUUAGCAGUUCAGGACAGCACAGUGUCUAGGCCUCUUCAUGUAGAAUGUGGAUCUAGGUGGCAUGAAUGUGAGGUGUUCUCCCUGCUCCCUGCCCACAGUGCUGCAAGUUGCCCAGUGGUCUUCAAGUCCAGACCAUCCAAAUUUGUUUGCAGUCUUAUUUGUCCACGUUGACUGAGUUCCAUUGAUUCUGAGGGGAAACAUGUACAAGAGGUUUUUCUGAGCAUCAUGCUCAGUGCCACUUGACUCUGCCAGAGCUCAGGGCUGAAUUGUGUAGAAUUGGGCCUCCUGCCGACCUCUGAUGUGCCACAGUUCCUCCUCCGUCUGGACUACAGACCCAGGGUGCUCACAGCUGAGCCUUAAGAGGCCACCACUGCUAUGAGUACGGUGAAGGUACUGUGUUCUGAGAGACGUUCUUUGCUUUUUCCAUUUUGUUUCAUUGGAAACCCAGUAUGAACUGAUGGGGACUCAAGUGGGCAUGGCUCACUCUUGGGCAGAGUGUAUAGCAAGAACCCCUGAAUCAGGGCUGUAGCCACUUCCAGAGCCUCUGAGAGGCAUUGGCUUCUAGCCCCAAACUGCAAGGUUGUAAAUCAGGCUGCCUGUGGAGAACUGUUCUGGGAAGGAAACUGUUUUCCAGUAAAGAGCAUUUUUAUUUGCUGCUGAGAUGGCCAUGGCAGGCAAAUGAAUGAGCCAGUGUGAAUACCUGAAUUUUCCCUAUAAUUCUUCUCUUCAAUGUGAAGAAACACCAAACUGUACAGAGAACUUUUUACAAAAGACAAACUUUUUUUUAAAACCCUUGUAGCCCACUGUAGUCUAAUGUCUGGCUGAAAGCCUCUAUUUUGACCAUAGUUGAAUUGGAUGUUGACAAAUUUAACUGCUGCAGUGUUUGGAGCUGCUGCAGCUGUUCCAACCACAUACCAUAGUUUGAAUGGAUAGUAUGUUACUGCCCUUCAGGUUGGUGGCAGUCAGUUGGACCGUGUGUAAUGUUCUCUACCUGGUCUGUAGCUGUAACUGUGAUGUACAAGGCAAAGCAAAAAUUGAAAAAAGAAACUUAUGGAAACAAAUAAUGCAAUGAUAUUAGGAUACACUUUUGUAUUUUUAUUCUUAUAUAAGGUUAUUUGCUGGCUAUCGUUGGCCUCUAGUUCAGUCUGUGUUAUUUAAAUUCUAAUAUAUGAAUUAUUUGGAUUGAAUUCAUGUUCGGGGCCACGUUGUUGUAUGUAUUGAUGUACAGCCUUGAAUGUGAAUAAUUAUUGUAAACUAUAUUUACAACUUUUUUUCUGGCUUUAUUAUAUAAAUUUUCUAUUUGGUCAUGGUUUAAUCAUAUCAUAAUUUAAUGAAUCUGUUUAUUCUUUUUUCAAAUAUCUGUGCUUUAGAUGUAGUUCCGGAUGAUGAAUUUCCCUCGUAUGCUCCGUAGUCUUGAAAUAAAAGCAUGUAGAGUGCA
Messenger RNA from Sciurus carolinensis (gray squirrel), 7229 nucleotides. RefSeq names its product 3-phosphoinositide dependent protein kinase 1 (gene Pdpk1). Lineage: Eukaryota; Metazoa; Chordata; Mammalia; Rodentia; Sciuridae. Gene Ontology annotation, molecular function: ATP binding; protein serine/threonine kinase activity. The coding region runs from base 202 to 1878 and encodes 558 amino acids. Gene Ontology annotation, biological process: intracellular signal transduction; peptidyl-serine phosphorylation. The record is from RefSeq and is a predicted model, not a curated record. The transcript is spliced from 15 exons.